UGCCCGCCUGGCUCGGCGGACGGCGACCUGGCGAGGUGUGGAACUCGAGCGUUUAGCCGGGUUCCGCCACGCAGGUGGCCUCCGCAGACGCGCUGACCGCCUCCCUCUUCCCUUUGACGACUUUGGAAUAGCUACCGCAUAGAUUCUCUUCUAGAAUGCAGAGGAUGGCAUUCCCUGUGGAUAUGCUGGAUAAUUGCAGUCACGAGGAACUGGAAAAUUCUGCUGAGGAUUACAUGUCAGAUCUAAGGUGUGGGGACCCUGAAAAUCCUGAGUGUUUUUCUCUUCUCAAUAUUACGAUUCCUAUUAGCCUGUCAAAUGUAGGCUUUGUACCUCUUUAUGGUGGAGACCAGACCCAGAAAGUUCUUGCUCUUUUUGCACCUGAGGACUCACUCACAGCUGUGGCACUUUACCUUGCUGAUCAGUGGUGGGCUAUUGAUGAUAUUGUGAAAACAUCUGUCCCUUCUAGAGAGGGGCUUAAGCAGGUGAGAACUCUUGGGGAGAGAGUGGUUCUGUAUGUUCUGAAUCGAAUUAUUUAUAGAAAACAGGAAAUGGAGAGAAAUGAGAUCCCAUUCCUGUGUCAUAACAGUACUGAUUAUGCUAAGAUUCUGUGGAAGAAAGGAGAGGCCAUUGGGUUUUAUUCAGUUAAGCCUACAGGAAGCAUAUGUGCCUCAUUUCUUACCCAAAGCUACCAACUGCCAGUUCUUGAUACAAUGUUUGUAAGAAAGAAAUAUCGAGGCAAAGAUUUUGGGCUUCAUAUGCUGGAGGACUUUGUUGAUUCCUUUACAGAAGAUGCACUUGGCUUGCGAUAUCCACUGUCCUCUCUCAUGUACACAGCUUGCAAGCAAUACUUUGAAAAGUAUCCGGGAGACCAUGAACUCCUUUGGGAAGUUGAAGGUGUUGGGCACUGGUACCAGCGAAUACCAGUCACCAGAGCAUUGCAGAGAGAAACACUUAAGAUGACAGCACUUUCUCAAAAUGAAGCUAAAAGACCUAUGUCUGGAGAAGAUGGUCUUGCAUCUGUUCCGGAAUAUGAAGCAGGAACUGAAGACAAUCAGUCUAGUGAGAUGCAGCUAACUAUUGAUUCUCUAAAAGAUGCCUUUGCAAGCACUUCUGAAGGUCAUGAUAAAACACCUGUUUCCACUCGUACUCGGAGUAGUCAGCUAAAGCGGCCACAGAUUGGAAAGCGGUUUCAGGAUUCUGAGUUUAGUAGUUCUCAAGGGGAAGAUGACAAGACUCCCCAGACCUCACCCACAGCUUCAGUAAACAAAUUUGAGUCUACAGCACACACCUCAGAGAGCUCAGAAGAAUUCCUGGAAGAAGAACCUGAACAGAGAGUGAUUGAAUUUGAGGAGGAAAGUAGUGAUAAAGAUGCUCGGCAAGCACUGGAAACCCAGCCAUGCCUGGAAAAGCAAGAUGGUGAAAAGGAAUCUGAAUUAGAGCCUAUGAAUGGUGAGAUAAUGGAUGAUGCUCUUAAGACCUCACUUACAACUGAAGAGGAGGACUCCACUAGUGAGGUUUUAGAUGAAGAGUUAAAAUUGCAGUCUUUUAAUUCCAGUGAAGACUCUACGAAUUUUGUUCCACUGGUAGUAGAAUCUUCAAAACCCCCUGAGGCUGUUGCACAGGAUAAGGCCUCACAUGUAACUGACUCAGAAAUGUUGCUCGAGGAAGGCCCAUCUGAUGAAAAGGGGCACCCCGAAGAGAAACUGCCACUAGUUUCAAGGAAGAAAGCCCACUUUGGGGGUUCAGACAAUGUUGCUACUAUCCCAAAUGAAGAGCGGUCUGACAGUGGUUUUCCAAACUCUGUGGUAACUGAGUUUUCUGAGGAAUCCAUCUCUGAAAACUUAUCCCCCAACACUACUUCCUCAUUGGAAGACCAGGGCGAGGAGGGGAUACCCGAGCCCCAGGAAACGUCUGCAGCUCUUCCGCAGAGUUCUUUGAUAGAGGUUGAACUUGAAGAUGUGCCGUUGUCACAGAGCGCAGGACAGAGGAACCAGUCGGAGGAGCAGUCGGAAGCGUCUUCUGAGCAGCUGGAUCAGCUUACACAGUCGACAGAAAAAACUGCGGACAGCAGCUCGGAGGAGAUGGAGGUGGAGGUGCCUGUGGUGGACAGGCGGAGCUUAAGAAGAAAGGCCAAGGGGCACAAGGGGCCUGGUAAGAAGAAGGCCAAGCUGACCUGAGUGAAGACAACACGCACAUGGCGAAUCCUCUUCUUUGUAACAUAACGGUUGUUUUUUAAAUAUGGUGAUUAAUAAAUAGCAUGGGGCACAGGACUAAAAUUCCACAAGUUCAAUUUGGACUUAUUUAUGAUGCCGUUUUUCCCUCCCCCUUAGGACCUAGGAUUCACCAUUCUUUUUAAUUUUUCAGGCUAUUUUGUGUAAAUACAAUUUUUUAUUUUUAUUAACCAUGUUUCGAUUUGGGGAAACCAGAUCAUACUAUUUUUUCUUUAGCAUUUGGAGACAUCUGACCAUUAAUAUUUCAGAAAAUACAAAUUAAAAAACUGUGAAAGUAGUAGGCUUUCUAUUACUUGUAAGGAUCACAGAAAUCUUUUAUAUUAAGGGUUUUAAUAGUAAACUUGGUGAGGGUUCUAGAAAUUUUAUCUCAAAUAUCAAAACUAAUCACCAUUUUUUAAAAUGUAGUCACGCCUAAACAAAAGUGUCAGUAAAUUGGAAUAAAUAUAACUUCAACUAAGUGAGAGCACAAAUACGGAAAUUUGUGGUCAAAGGUUUAUGAAGGUGGUAUUUUGGCCUCUUAAUUCUUAGUUGUGUAGAGGCAAUUUCUUCCUUUGACUUCAAUGUUGGUGGAAAGGUAGAAAAUCUGUUUCCAACUCACUCUUUAAACAUCUCAUACUAGUAGUACUGCUAGGGAUUUACCUCUGGCAUGUGGGCACUAGUGUAAGUAUUUGAAAUUUCACAUGAAGAUGGGGACUGUGCUCUUCUCACCCAGUUAACGUGUAUACUUCAGGAGUGUGAGAACCCUUCCUCAGGCUUCUUGAGCCUGCCACUGCCGUUACUCUAGAAUCUUACUUAUAUUCCCCCAGCUUUCAUCCACUUCCCUGACCCAUGGAGUGAGUCCUGUCCAGAGACCUGCGUGCCUGCCAGCUUGUGCCCUUGGCAUCCAUUUCUGGGUAGGUUUGGGGCUGCACCCCAAUCUGGGACCUAGGUGGCAGGAAUAAAGCUGCUCUGGGAGCUGCAGUUACAAGAGCUUCAGUCACUCUGGAGGCUGUGGUUGUCCCUUUGGUUUUGCUCACUCUUGAUUUGUUCCGUGAGGACAGGUUACAAGCUAGCCUGUGUGUAUACACUGUGUUGCCAUAGCAAAGGCCUUUGCCUAGGAAAACAAAAAAAUCUCUCAAUCGUUAAUUUUUGUAUAGUAAUUUAUUGAAAAAUGAAUCAGUUAUUCUUAGAAUCCAAAGAGAAUGUCAGAACAAUCCUACUCUUUGGAAGUAUUCUGUGUACUCAAAUUUGCACUUAAGUUGGAGACUGCUUUGAGACUGUUUAGGUUGUUCUUAAAACCGCUUGGUCCUUACGUGAAAAAAACGUGUUAUGACUUUGUGUCAUUAUUUGAGGUGCUAAGGACUGAUGCUGAAGGUUUAUUCAGUCUACAGUCAGGUGAUGUCAUUAUAUUUGGGGAUGUUGGUAUUUUAGAAGGAUCUAAUAAGUUGAGUUAAAAUCCUCAAGCCAGCAAAACAGCAAACCCUCCUAUUCGUGUAAAAUUUUGAAUACUUGUAUCUCCUACAUUUUCUUUAAUUACUGGUCAGAGGUGAGCCAGAUUAUUUCACUCUAAAUGAAAAUUAAAGCACUUUGGCCAUUUGUUUUCUUAACAAAUGCUAAUUAAGUGGAAGAAUAAGUAUGACUAAUACUAGUGUAUCUGUUGAACAUAUAUGCUGUUUUAUACAUUUUGUGGGAAACUUUUGUUAAUACUACAUUUAGGGAAAUAGAGAUUAAGAUUUAGCAAAUUCUUAACCUUUCCAUUUUUAAUUUCUUAAAAUAGAUUUAAAAACCUAACACUUAGAUAUUUUACUUUUUUACUUGGACUGUUCAUUGUUCUCUUUAAAAUACUUUCUUUAAAAAGGUGUAGUUUAAGAAGAUUGAGCUCACUGAUGACUCGUGUGAAUAGUCACUCAUUUUACAAGAAAAUGUCUAUUCAUAUAUGAUCACUGGGGACUAACAGUAUAAACUUGUUUGGUUUGUUCUUAAACAGUAAGUGCAUUUUAAGCAAUUUCAAAAUUUUUCAGCACACAGGAAAACUUUUGUUACAUAUUAUCUCUGACAGAAAAUGUUAUUUUGGGGAUUAUAGAUGGUACAUGAGGAAAAGUUAGGUCAUGUGGAAAAACCUAAUGUUCAUGUUCAGUAAAGGAGUUCUAUACCCAGUGAGUAUAGAAUCUAUAACAAUUUAUCCUCAAUAAGGAAUCUAAAUAAAACUUAAUCAGAUACUUGUAGUUUUUGCAAGGGAUUAGAAAAACUUUCAGAAUUAGAGGACUGAAAUCUGAUGUCAGCCAGCUAGGCUAGUUGUUGACUGUCCAGUCACAUUGUAUAGUCCUUUGUGAUCCCUAGAAGUCUUAUUUGUGGAGAAGGGAGUUCACUUCAGUUUGUGUAAAUACGUAUAUAUUUCCUUGUGUAAUAUAAAGCAGUUAUUAGCAAAAUUUUAGUUCUACUUUCAAGUUUAUUCAAUUGCUAGACAUCACAGAAAUAUAUUUAAGAAUUUACUGUAAAGCUCCUCUAUAACUUGUAAAGGUGAGAGGGUCUAUUAUGAUUUUUUAUAAAAUCAAAUAGCAUGACAGAAUGUCAGUCUUCUGUUAUUUAAGAUGUGUGCAUAUUCAUGGUGUUUCCAUUCAGUGCAGAGAAUUAUCAUGGCAAGGAUAACAAUUAACUGGUGAUUAAUGGUUCACUUUUAACUGACCACCAGAACAUUACCUAAAAUGGUUCAGUGACUUUAGAAAAAUAUCUUGAAGGUUUAUGAUUGCAUCAAAUUGAGCCUUUACCUAGAGUCUAAAUAUCUGCUCUUACGUUCUGCUUUACCCUUAGGGAUUCCCUUCUAAGGUUUGGUCACACCAGCAAACUGAAACAGAUCUUAAUGUAAAUAAAAAAUUUAUACUAACAUUACUCAUCUGUGCAACAGUAUUUUAGAAAUAAAGUUCUGCCCUGUAUGUCCACUAGUAGCAAUAUGGUGUUUAAGGUGUUAUCCAGUCUCUCAUGGGUGUGAUUAGUUAAAAGUGUUAGGCUUCUGUUUGCAUACUUAAUAUCAAGCUUUCUUUGUACAAGAUAAUUGGCGUAUUUUUGGUUCUAAAAAAUAAGCAAACUUCAGUUCUAUAGUAUCCAGUGCUUACCUUUAGUUGAUUUAUUUCUUUUACUUUCCAAAACUUAAGUCAUUCACACAUUCCCUAUUUCUAUUAGUAGCAAAAUCAUUUGUUAAAAUCUGUUAACAAGGUUCAGCUUCUGUCAUCCUGAAGUAAUUGUAUCAUACUGGAUAAUCAUUCCCAAGGAACUGGCCUUUCUUUUCCUAAGUGUCUGUGUUGUUCUAAAGCUUCUACUAUGUUUAUACAACUUAGAAAAGAUGUUACAUUAUUCAGAAUAUCAAGUCUUACUCAAGUACUUAUGUUUGUUUUCUUGAUAGUUUUCUUUUAAGUUUCAAAGUAGUAAUUAAACCUAUAUUUUGUGAUGGUUUCCUGGUCUGUGUUUUGAAAUUCUUUCCCUUUUCCCUAAUUUCACUGAUGAACAUGUGUUUAGAUACUGAAUUUGUUUAGACAUUAAAUGAUUUUGUUAAAGGUACAAUUAAUCACAUUGGUUGUACUUUCAAGAUAAACUUUAAAAAGUAAACAAAUUAAAACAAUUAACUUAAUUGAUUAAUGUAAUAUGUAGACAACCUAAAGCUCAAAGCUACGUAUAAUUCAGAUCACAAAAGUGCUUUGACCAAGUUACAACCCUGAAACAUAAACAUUUUUGUAUUAUCUAAGUAACUGAAAAUAAAUGUCUUUUUAAGGGCA
Diceros bicornis minor is the source of this 5980-nucleotide messenger RNA. RefSeq names its product family with sequence similarity 169 member A (gene FAM169A). Bases 156 to 2177 code for a protein of 673 amino acids. The record is from RefSeq and is a predicted model, not a curated record. NCBI's taxonomy places the organism in Eukaryota, Metazoa, Chordata, Mammalia, Perissodactyla, Rhinocerotidae. The transcript is spliced from 13 exons.